GGCCAGGCUCAGCCUCCCAUGGGCACGGCGGCGCCAGUUCCUGCCCGUGCCAGCUGCGGGGCCCCGCGGUGAGCCGCCCGGCCCCCUGACGCCCGUCUCCGCCCGCGACAGGUUCGAGGGCACCAUCGCUGCGCAGUUCUUCGGGCACACGCACGUGGACGAGUUCGAGAUGUUCUACGACGAGGAGACGCUCUCGCGCCCCGUCUCCGUGGCCUUCGUGGCCCCCAGCGUCACCACCUACAUCAACCUCAACCCCGGCUACCGCGUCUACCAGCUGGACGGCGACUACCCCGGCAGCUCCCACAUGGUCCUGGAUCACGAGACCUUCAUCCUGAACCUGACGGAGGCCAAUGCGCCGGGGGCCGAGCCGCGCUGGCAGCGCCUGUACCGGGCCCGCCAGGCCUACGGGCUGCCCAGUGUCUUCCCGUCCGACUGGGACGGGCUCCUGCGGCGCUUCCAGGCUGACGAGCGGCUCUUCCAGCAUUUCUGGUUCCUCUUCCACAAGGGCCACCCGCCCCGGGAGCCCUGCCGCGAGGCCUGCAAAGCGGCUCUGCUCUGUGCCCUGCGCUCCGGCCGCUCCGCCGACCCCGGCCUCUGCCACGCCCUGCACCCCCGACUGCCCUUCGCCCGCGUCCAGGCCCUGUGGCGCCAGCGGCGGCUGUGCUGAGCCGGGGCAGGGGCUGUGCCAAGCCGGGACUCGGGCGGGCGGGGGCUGA
Terrapene triunguis (Three-toed box turtle) is the source of this 716-nucleotide messenger RNA. RefSeq names its product sphingomyelin phosphodiesterase. The annotation marks the transcript as partial. The transcript has 2 exons. Gene Ontology annotation, molecular function: acid sphingomyelin phosphodiesterase activity. Gene Ontology annotation, biological process: sphingomyelin catabolic process; ceramide biosynthetic process. Lineage: Eukaryota; Metazoa; Chordata; Testudines; Emydidae. The record is from RefSeq and is a predicted model, not a curated record. Gene Ontology annotation, cellular component: lysosome.